Messenger RNA from Anolis sagrei ordinatus, 5083 nucleotides. RefSeq names its product uronyl 2-sulfotransferase (gene UST). Lineage: Eukaryota; Metazoa; Chordata; Lepidosauria; Squamata; Anolidae. The record is from RefSeq and is a predicted model, not a curated record. Gene Ontology annotation, molecular function: sulfotransferase activity. Gene Ontology annotation, cellular component: membrane.
GAGGAGGAAGAGGAGGAAGAGGCGGCGGGGCGGAGAGACGCAAACAACUUUCUGCAGGCAGCGACCCGCCGCGCCGGAGCUGAAACCUGAUCCGGGAGGAGCGCGGGGCAGGAGCCGGGAGGCAGGAGGCUCCAAGGAAGGAAGGAGGGAGGGAGAGGAGGAGAAAAGGAGGAGCUCGCCGCCGCCUCCUUCUCCUCCUCCAUCCUCUUCUUCGUCCUCCUGAUGGGCAUCGCGGAGCCGGCGGUGGGCACCGGCGCCUGAGCGGAGGCGAAGAAGUUUCCCGCGGCUCCUCCUGGCCGGCCCUGGGAGCGGAGCAGGCGGAUGGAGGAUGCGCUCUCCCCGGCGGGCUGUCUGAGCAAGAGGCGGCGGCGGAGGAGAAGGCGGCGGAGGAGGAGGAAGCGGCGCGCCCCGCGGAGAGGAGGAGGAUGAAGAAGAAGAAGCAGCAGCAGGAGGAGGAGGAGAAGCCCCCCUUGCAGCUCCAACUGCCGCCCUUCGGCGCCCCCUCGGAGCCCCCCCGGGCCGCCCAUGCCUCCUCGCCCUCUUCGUCUUGCUCCUCGGGCUGCCCCGGGCCGGGGGUGGGCUGUCGGCGGCGGCGCCCUCUCUCCCUGCCCCGGCUGCCCUUCCCGUCCCUCCGCGACUACGGCUUCUGCAUGGCCGCCCUGCUGCUCUUCUGCCUGGGCUCGCUCUUCUACCAGCUCAACGGGGGGGCCCCUCACUUUCUCCUGGACUUGAGGCACUACCUGGGAAAUUCCACUUACUUGGAUGACCACGGGCCACCCCCUCGUAAGGUACUUCCAUUCCCUAGCCAAGUGGUGUACAACAGGGUUGGAAAAUGUGGGAGCCGGACUGUGGUUUUGCUAUUAAGAAUUCUGUCUGAGAAACAUGGAUUCAACUUGGUUACAUCUGACAUUCAUAAUAAAACAAGACUUACCAAGAAUGAACAGAUGGAAUUGAUUAAAAAUAUAAGUACUGCUGAACAGCCAUAUUUAUUCACUAGACACGUACAUUUCCUCAAUUUCUCAAGGUUUGGAGGAGACCAACCAGUGUACAUCAACAUUAUCAGAGAUCCCAUCAACCGGUUUUUAUCCAAUUAUUUUUUUCGCCGUUUUGGAGAUUGGAGAGGGGAGCAGAACCAUAUGAUUCGCACUCCAAGCAUGAGACAAGAAGAGAGAUAUUUAGAUAUUAAUGUAUGUAUUCUUGAGAAUUAUCCUGAAUGUUCCAAUCCCAGAUUAUUUUAUAUUAUUCCAUAUUUCUGUGGACAGCAUCCAAGAUGCAGGGAACCUGGUGAAUGGGCCCUUGAAAGAGCAAAAGUGAAUGUGAAUGAAAAUUUCCUUCUCGUGGGGAUUCUGGAAGAAUUGGAGGAUGUGCUGCUUUUACUAGAAAGAUUUUUACCUCAUUAUUUCAAGGAUGUACUCAGCAUCUACAAAAAUCCAGAACAUAGGAAACUCGGCAAUUUAACUGUGACAGUGAAAAAGACCGUCCCAUCUCCAGAAUCCAUACAGAUCCUGUACCAGCGCAUGAGAUAUGAAUAUGAGUUUUACUACUAUGUCAAAGAGCAGUUUCACUUGCUAAAGCGCAAAUUUGGACUCAGAUCGUCGAACAGUAACUCUUCUCCUAGACCAGAAUUUGUCAUUCCUUCUCCUCUGGAAACGGAAGAGCCAGUAACAGAAGAUGAGGAGCAAGAUGAUGAAAAGUGGUUGGAAGACAUCUAUAAGAGGUGAUGCAAACAUCACUUUCUGUUCUAGCUGCCAGGAUUUUUUUUAAAAAGAAAAUUCUUAAGGAAAAUUGUUCAGGAAGUGAGUUAAUGCACAGCAGCAUUUCAAAAGGAAUUUCUCCCAGAUUGAACUGAUAAGAGUGAGACUGCUUUCCCAAAUGGUUAAUUUGUUUAAAUUUAGUUUUAUUUUCCUUGGCUCCAUAACAUCAUAGUAGUUAAGACAUACAUUUGAAUGUGCCAUCUUUUAUUUCACUUCAAUUAACGUUUUCACUGUAAAAUAUUGCUAUAUGUCUUACAUACCUGCAGAAUAAUAUAGAUCACAGCAUAAGUCCUUUGCAGUUUUCACAGAAUGUGUUUGCCUGCUUUAAUGUUUAUAUUGAAUAUCAUCAUAGCACCCAAAAAUUCACAGCAGGGUAUUGGGAGAUGUGUUGCCAACACCUGAAUAGGGAAUGUGGUUGUGAUAAAAUAAUAAAAGAAAAUUGCCACUACAGCUUGGAUUAUGGCAAAAUCAUGCUACAUUUUUCACAUAGACGCUCUGAGUAAUAUGAGCAUGAUCACCAGUAUAAGAAGGAAAGAAGAGAAAUUAAGAUAAUAGUAUUUGACUUAUCUGGUCAUGUCAACGUGCGAAGACAUUUGAAAUUACUACAUGUGAGAAAGAUUAAAUGUUUACAGAAUCUCGCUGGAGAUAUUCGUGUUAGAUUCUGAGAAAGGAAGAGAAUGUUAACAUUUUAUUUCAAAAAAGGAAAACUACUUUUUGGAAUAUUACUUCGAGGCAGACAACUUUAAAAAGAGAAGCAAGACCAUUCAGAUAUCUUAAAAGGUAAAAGUUGUUCUUUCAUUGAAUGUAUGAGCUGCUUAUAUGAUCAGUUGAGGGAUGAAGAUAAAAGCAUAUCAUGUGUGGUUUGGAGCUCCUGGUGGUGUAAUGGGUUAAACCCUUGUGCUGAUAGGACUGCUGACCAAAAGGUCAGUGGUUCGAAUCUGGAGAGCAGGGUGAGCUCCCGACUGUCAGUUCCAGCUUCUCAUGUGGGGACAUGAAAGAAGCCUCCCACAGGAUGGUAAAACAUACGGCAUCCCCUGGGCAAUGUCCUUGCAGAUGGCCAGUUCUCUCACACCAGAAGCGACUUGCAGUUUCUCAAGUCACUCUUGACAUGAAAAAAAAAUGUUUCAAAUAUUUUGGACUAGUGAAAACUAAAUAUUGCUUAACAAAAUGAGGGACAUAUUCUGUGAUUCAGUGAUUACACAACUUUUUAAAAGAGUUACUAUAGGUGCCAUAAUCUUGCAUCUAACCAAGGUACUCUAGGGAGCGAGCGAGCAGCCAUUAAUACCUUUGUCAUACUCAAAUUAUACAAUAAUACAAUCAACAUAUAUUGUGUGAUGGUGGUAUUAUAUUGCUACUCAUGGGGGAAAGGCUAGAAAUCAGUUGUUUUUAUUUACUUCUUGAGGAUUUAUCAACACAUCCUUGGGAAAUACAUUUUUCAAAGCCUGUGGGCAUCAUUUAUAUUAUAUCUCAUCAUUUAUCAGUUUCUGGAGGUGGCUAUUUUGCUAUGCUACUUGCUUAUGUCUCAGCCAUAGCAGUGGGUGGAUUCUCUUGUCACUUGCAUCCUAACAUUGUGGUUCCAAUGCACUACUUUGGAGGAACACUCUGGGAGCAGGAAAUACAGUCAGCAGUAUUUAACCAAGAUGCUGCAUUGUAUAUUUUAAAUGGUUUCUGUGAAAUUACAUGUAAAGAGUAAUGAUUAGUUUACACACUGUGGAAUUGUUUUAUUUUGGGAAUCAAAAAAAUAUUCAUACUUUGGAUUUCGUUAUUUUUAAAAGUUCAACUUUUAUGUGUUUUUGCAGGAGUCCUGGCUCACUUAACAUGUUCACUUCCUCUCCAGUUUCACUGCUGCUUAAAUCUAUUUUAUCAUCAUUCUAUUUAAUAUUAUUAUUUGGCAUGAAUACUCUACAAUCUUAAAAACAAUAGCUAUCGGGUGAUUUACUUGCUAGGUUUUAAUGCUGUAUAAUAUUCGUAUAAGCAUCUUGGGCUCUACUUCCAGAAAGGUACUUCAUAAAUUUAUUUGGCACAUACAAGUCUGAGAUUCCUAAUACAACAGUUCAUUUAUCUGUCAUGAGCUAGAUGUUAUAAUUUACUUUGAAGAAUUUAGAAGCACAUUUUGAGUUUGUUAAUCUUUUGACUUAUUUAUUGUGACUUUUCAGCACAUUCCAAAUUCUAAGUUGCUCAGGAAAGGCAUGCAUUUAAAUGAUAUUAAUUUUUUAAGAAGAAUGAGAAAAGAAUGUUAUAAAGCCUUCAGUCCAUGACAACCUUUUAGGAAGCAUUGUAUUUGUCCAUAAAUCUCUGUUAAAGAGAAAAAGUGAGUUCUUGUCAUAUUGAAAAUAACAGCGAAUAUAUGUACAUUAGGUUAGUAGUUGUAAAUGAAAGCAACCAUGGUUUGAAUUAAAUAUUCCUUAAGUUAUUCAUUUCUGUCUUAAAAUAUGAAACAUCCAGCUUUUUUAUUUUUAGUUCAUGAACAUUUCACUUUCGAAACUGUGCUAUUCUUCAUAGAACAAGUAAACAUUCAGCUCUUUCUCUCUCUUUCCCUUCCUCUCGGUUUUUUAAAUUCCUGGAUGUAAAACCAAGGAGUUUUCCCUUUGAGUCAUCCUUAGAAAAGAAUGUUUUAUAAAGCAUAGCUUAUUGGCUGAUGGCCAUCCACAAAGCAGGCUAUUUUAAGACAACUAUGUUAUACCUUGAUUUAAUUUGAUCUACAAGGCCCAAAAGAUAAGCUUUAGUGCUGUUGUAGGAUCAUUUUAAUGCAUAGUGGCCAACAGCUUUAACCCUUAUAUUGCUUGUGACUAGUUAACAUAGAUAUGGAAGUGAUAAUAUUUGAUAACCAGUCUCAGUCCUUCUCUUAUCCAGGUCCUCAAGCAUCUAUUUCUUUAAGAUUUUUUUAAAAGGUUCUUUCAACCCGAACACACUUUUUAAAACUGUUAGGUUUUUUUUAAAAAAAGGCUAUGAAUACAAAUAUUAAUAAAUGGUACAUUUUAGUUCAGUUCAGUCUGAGAAUAUACAAUCACACUGCGGUUAUCUGAAAUGCAUGUGCAUCAUUGUGAAACCAUGAAUGUCUUUGUUCCUUUUGAAAGGUACAAUUGGAAUGUUAUAAUUUCUACUAAUAUUUUGAUAACCAUCUGGUCUUUGUGUUCAGUUACAUUCAUUUGAGAAACAUCUAGUCAGGAUCCCACCACUUUUUGAAAAAACAGCAACCGGUGGUUCACUUUUUUCUAGGAGAAUCUACUUUGAAUUGGAGCAUCUAAUUUUGUCUGUUGUCUACCAAAAGUACGUUUGAAUACAAUUAUGUUCCAAGCAAACUAAUAAAGGCCUGUAAUUUGCAAAUA